AGCGAUUGAUGAUGAUUAUGCAACAACAACAACAGGAGAAUGAGGAUGAGCCAGAGGAGCCAAAAGUAGAACAGCAACAACAAGCAAGCAAUUUAAUGAAGGCGCGUAGACGCGCUGCCACCGAAAUGGCUGAACGUCUGCAAAGACAGCAAGAGGAUUUACAAAAGCAACAACGCGAGCAAAGCCAAAAGUCAGCGGCAGAACAGCAACAGCCGCAACCGGUAAGAUUUUGUCUACCGAUGCUGGAGUUACCUACAAUCAAAGUGGAGAACGUGCAACAGCAACUUAGCUAUUCAAUGGAUGAGGACGACGCCGAUACGGACGAGGAAGAGUUACGCAAUUUGGAGCAAAGGCAACAACAAAAGCAGCAGCAACAGCAGCAAAGCGGCGAGGAGAACACAUCAUCGCAAAUGAAAUCGCCAAUAAUGGCGCGUUUAAUGGAGCCAACCACGUCGAUACUAAAGACCUCAUUGCUGGCAGGCGCGGCAGCAACACUAGCGACGCUGACGGCAGCCGCGGAACAGGUAAAUCGCAAAGCUCAAUCACCACAGACGCAUGGCGGUAAGGUGGGCACGCGCGCGCUGACUGCAAAACAAACGCCAGCGGCGGAAAAUAGUCUGACAGAGAGUAAAAGACUGCAAACACAGCAACAACAACAACCACAAAACGUACAACAGCAAGAACAACGCGAACAGCCUAAGCCCGCAAUGCCUUAUAAGUCCAUACUGCAGACGGCGCUUAUGGGUGAGCGGCCGCCACAGUCGCAAACACCGCCAACGCCGACGACAGUUGGGCCAAAAUAUAUGCGCGCGUCCGGUUUACAAGCAGCGGCGCCACCACCACCGCACGUCUUAAAGACCGCAGUUACACUAGCGAGCCUCGGUGAAAUUGCGGCAGCGCGUCAACAGCAGGAGGAGGAAGAACGCCGCCUGCGCGAACAGCAGCAGCAGCAGCAGCAACAGCAACAGCAUUUAUUGUUACAACAAACACUGCCAUUGAAGAAGAAGAAGAGUUUUCUGCAACAAAAGUUAACAGCAACAUGCAACAUGCUGACAACAGCGGCAACGUUAUUGCAACAACAACAACAGCAACAAAAUACAAUUACUAUACUGCCAGUUGAAGCCAGCAACAACAGCCACACUGCCAACUCAGCUGCAAAUGCUGCUGUUGAGACCAACACAAAGUUCGUAUUAAAUAAUACAAGCGCAGGCGUAUUGCGCUGCGUUUCGAGCGCGACAGCAACAACAACCGCCACGACCACGCGCUCCACUGCCACUUUUGUUAACAACUUGCGACGCGGCGCAUGCGCCACAGAAAUUGCCUGCAACAACAGCAAUUCAAAAAACGCUGCCAGCGGUUGUCAAGCAAUUGCCACACAAACCAUAAAAAUACCAACAGUGCGCACGGCGACGGUGACGACGCAAACGCAAACCGAUGAAAUGCACUCCGCCGCCGCUGCGGCAACAGCAGCAACAAGCGGCGCGCAGACACCGUUGCACGCUCUAGCCGCCAGCAGUCAUGUAAUCACGCGCAAACUUAGCACUGCUCUACAACAACAACAAGCAAUGGCGAGCGCUGCUAGCGGCAGCGCAGCGACAACAUUGCUCUCACUGCCAACGCAGCAGUCCAAUGUGGCGCGUCGCGCCUCACCACAACGCCAAACCACAUUAGUUACUGCCACCACAACGAAUGCGAACACGAUUAGUGCCGCACCGCCCACAUCUACUGCCACUGCCACAGCCACCGCUGCCCCGCCCUCCACAGCUGUUACUGUUGUUGUUUUUAAAACAUUGUUACCUGAUGACUGA
Messenger RNA from Bactrocera tryoni, 1808 nucleotides. Its product is annotated as homeobox protein prospero-like. The coding region runs from base 9 to 1808 and encodes 599 amino acids. NCBI's taxonomy places the organism in Eukaryota, Metazoa, Arthropoda, Insecta, Diptera, Tephritidae. The record is from RefSeq and is a predicted model, not a curated record. The transcript has a single exon.